Molecule: messenger RNA, 3815 nt
Organism: Diprion similis
Lineage: Eukaryota; Metazoa; Arthropoda; Insecta; Hymenoptera; Diprionidae
Gene: Unr
Product: cold shock domain-containing protein E1
Exons: 10
Coding region: 121-2781 (886 amino acids)
Molecular function (GO): nucleic acid binding
Source: RefSeq, a predicted model, not a curated record
GAUAAAAAAUAAAAUAAAAUAAUUCAAAGUCAAAUAAUAAAUUACCUAUAAUCGAUUGACGGAGAUAUUUAAAAUUAACAUAAGAAGAGAACAAAAAAGUAACGCUGAAAACUUCAAAUAAUGUCCAAUAAUCCUCAGUGGAAAACGUUCCAGCCGCCAAUCAUGAACUCCGACCCAGCAAUACUUGACUACAAGUCCAUGACCAUCCCAAGUCCCAAGGUUGUAGGCGGGCCGCACCAAUCAGGCGGCGGGUACCGCAAUGGCACUAGUUACAGUGGAGAUCACUUCAUGGGUUCACCUCCUAGCUGUGGAAAAAAUUCGUCAAGUUAUGUAAAUUAUCCUAGUUCACAGACAUCACCACGUAACGGCACAACCAGAUUUCCAAUUGGCACGUUCACUGGUAUGGAAGGAGGCAUUGGUUAUACAGGAGAACCUGCGACCAAUAAUUCGUCUUACCAAGAUCAAUCCAACAACCAAGGCACCCGUGAGACUGGAAUAAUCGAAAAAUUAUUGCAUUCUUACGGAUUUAUACAGUGCUGUGAGCGGCAAGCCAGACUGUUUUUUCAUUUUAGCCAAUUCAGUGGUAAUAUAGAGCAUCUAAAAAUUGGAGAUCCCGUUGAAUUUGAAAUGACAUAUGAUCGACGAACAGGAAAACCUAUUGCUAGUACCGUGAGCAAGAUUGCUCCGGAAGUGGUAUUGAGUGAAGAGAGGGUUACUGGCAACGUAACAACAGAGCUUCACAGUAGCGGCGAUUCGCAGGGACGAAUUAGCUAUGAAAAUCGAGGCGAGUGUUUCUUCCUGCCUUAUACCAAAGAUGAUGUAGAAGGAAACGUCACUCUGCGUGCCGGUGACAAAGUGUCUUUUCAAAUUGCUACUAAUCAACGAGGUAACUUGGGCGCUUGUCAUGUCAGACUUGAAAAUCCAGCCCAUCCUGUCCGUUACCGCGGAGUAGUUUGUUCAAUGAAAGAAAGUUUUGGCUUCAUUGAACGAGCCGACGUUGUAAAAGAGAUUUUCUUCCACUUUAGUGAGGCCAAAUCAAUGAAAGAUGAGUUAAGACUGGGAGAUGAUGUUGAAUUUAUAAUACAAACGCGAAAUGGCAAAGAAGUCGCAUGCAAUAUUACUAAAUUACCACCAGGAUCCAUUGUCUUUGAAGAAGUCGGUAAUGAAGUUGUAAAAGGACAAGUAUUGAAGCCUUUGGAGAGAGGUACAGCUGCACGUCAUCAGAACGAUCCAUUGCCUGGCCGAAUCAGAUAUAGAGCUCCAGACCAUUCUGAAGUGGAAGUGCCCUUUGGGGAUAAGGAUCAAAAGGGCGAUUUUACAUUGAGACAUGGUGAUUGGGUUCAGUUUCGCAUUGCAACUGAUACCAGAGACCAACUGAAAAGAGCAACAGAAAUCUCUUUGCUUCCUGAGUCCUUUUCUGUGUCAGGAGAACGCCGUGAACAAGGCAUCAUUGCUGCACUAAAAGAGGGUUUUGGAUUUAUACGUUGUGUUGACCGAGAUGCAAAACUUUUCUUCCAUUUCAACGAAGUUCUGGAUGUAGAUAGAGAAAUCAGUGUGAAUGACGAAGUCGAAUUCACAGUUAUACAAGAUCCAUCGUCAUCAUUCUCCAAUUCUCGACAGAGCGCAAUUAGAUUGAAACAUCUGCCAUCAGGUAGUGUUCAAUUUGAAAGUGUUAUAGAAACAACUGUACCAGGUAGUAUAGUUCAAGAUACUAAUGGCAUUGAACCUGGCCUUAUUGGUUAUUUAAAAGAUGGCCAACAAAAGAAUAUUAUCUUUUUCACAAAAGACUGUGACCCAAAAAGUAUUCCAAGGCUUGGUGACAAGGUCACAUUCAACAUUUGCCAAGUAAAGCGAAAUAAAGAGCUUGUCGCCGUAGACAUAUCAUUAACAAGUCCGAACGAAAAAACUCAGAAUGGAACUAAAAAAUCAAAUGGCUCGAUUAUCCAAGGUUUUAUUGCAGCCCUCAAGGAUGGAUUUGGCUUCAUUGAGACUGUGAAUCACGAAAGGGAAAUAUUUUUUCACUUCAGUAAUUUUGACGGUGAAGCUAAUACUUUGGAGUUGGGAGCUGACGUUGAAUGUACUAUUGGCACUGGAAACGGCCGGGGUACAGGUGGUUGUGCAGCUGCAGAAUUUGUACGUUUGGUGCCUCGUGGAACAAUCCCUAGGCCAGUAUGUACCGGGGAAGUACUAGAUGGUACAGUUGUUCGACCUCUAAGAAGCGCAAAUCCUGACCAAGUUGAAUAUGCUGGGUUAAUCAAAAUAAAUCCCACUACUGAAGACGAAGAGACACCGGAAUAUGAAUUUGGAAUCAUGGGUCUUGUGAAUAAACGUGAGCUGUUACAAUCCGGUGAUCCGGUUCAAUUACAGGUAGAUGCAGCAGGGCAUGCUUGCAAUAUUGUAGCUGUACGCAAAAAACGAAGAGCAACAGUUGAUGCAGUUAAAGGUCCGUUUGGAUUUCUCGCAUACGAAGUUGAUGAGGGAAAAAAAUUGUUUUUCCAUAUGAGCGAAGUUAGGGAUCAUGCUACUCUUCAACCUGGUGACCAGGUUGAAUUUGUUUUGGUCACAAAUCAGCGAACCGGAAAAUCAUCGGCAUGCAACGUAACCCGUUUAAGCGACGUGGUCCAACAGCGGCCUGAACGGCUGAUAAGCCGUCUUCGUACCAUUUCAUUGGAAGAUACAGGCCCAAAAUUAACAGUUGUCAGACAACCACGAGGGCCGGAUGGGACUCGAGGAUUUGGCCAGGAGAGACCUGCCCACAUUCCUGGCGCUAUUCAAGAGUAAUCUUGUAACUACCGAUGAUUAUUUAUCCAAAUUGUACCUACAUUAAAUAUUUUUAGUCCAUGCACUUGAACGCCGAGAUUAUUAUUAUGAACUUAAAGGUAACCAAAUCGAGAAUAAUAAUUAACAAUAAUAACAUUAUUAAUAAUAACUAUCGUAAUAAUAAUAAUCGGCAAUUUGGACGCUAAAAUUAUCAGAAACAACGAGUCAUUUUAUCUCCAGAAACAAUAGAGGUAAAAAAGGGGGCAGUUAGUCCAAUCUAUUAUUUGAAAUGAACUUUGCUUCUGUAGCUACAAUUUUUACGCUGAUUUGUUUUUUACUGUUUUGCAAGUAUACAAAAAUUUGUUCUGCAUUGUUUUUCGUUCGGUUUUUUUUUUUUUUUUUUUUUUUUUUUUCUACAAAAUGUAAAACCCGUAGUUAUGGCAAAUGUUGCAUCUGAUAACUAUUUUAAUUUGAUGCAAUCAGACAAAUCUGAAAAAAAAGAAGUUUGAAAGUUUAAAAAGUUUAUUCAAUGAGUUGCAAAAUGAAUCGGACCUGGUGUUUGGCUGUAUGAUAACCAUCCAGCUGGGUCUAGCAUAGAUUGCAAUGUUCUAAAAUCAACUUUUCCUGUUUGACUUUGUAAAAAUAUACUUACAUGUUGAUACAACUUUUAUUUAUAUCGAUUUGUUUGGACUAUUUGUGCUACCCAGAGUUCUACACUCACUGAGACUAGGCAUAUUAUAGUACAAUCACACACAUGCUGUGUAUGUGUAUGAUCGAAUUGGUUAACCAUGUCUUAAAUGAGAAAAUUGCAUGACUGAGCUAAUGAAUUAUCUAUUUAAGUGCAUGAUGAUGAUAAUGAUGAUGAUAAUCGAAAUGAUGAAAGCGAUAAAGGUGUACAACUGUGCGUCUCUAUUAUAUAAAUUAUUGUAUCGCGAAAUCAGUUAAUGAAAUGUUUACGAAUUUGUAAAAUACAAACCGAAAGAAAUAAUAAGAACCAAGAACAUAUAAGUUAAAUCUGGCCAAUCGUCUGUCGUAGAUAAUAUAUUUUAUACACA